Thamnophis elegans (Western terrestrial garter snake) is the source of this 870-nucleotide messenger RNA. It is a transcript of the gene TBX10, whose product is annotated as T-box transcription factor 10. Gene Ontology annotation, cellular component: nucleus. Gene Ontology annotation, molecular function: DNA-binding transcription factor activity, RNA polymerase II-specific; RNA polymerase II cis-regulatory region sequence-specific DNA binding. The record is from RefSeq and is a predicted model, not a curated record. Gene Ontology annotation, biological process: cell fate specification; positive regulation of DNA-templated transcription; regulation of transcription by RNA polymerase II. NCBI's taxonomy places the organism in Eukaryota, Metazoa, Chordata, Lepidosauria, Squamata, Natricidae. The transcript has 6 exons. Bases 1 to 870 code for a protein of 289 amino acids.
AUGCAAACAGGGGAAGAACCUCUGAAUCCAGGCAAAGAAAGAACAUUAUCCUUGAAACAUCUGGCAUAUUUUGAGAAUCAGAUUUUGCUCCUGUUCCAUCCUAUGGCUCUGUUGCAAUCCACCUGUCCCCUUAUAAAAGCAACAUCUCUGGUAGUGUUCAAGAGCCCUUUGACUGCAUCAUGUCUGCUGGGCACAGGAGCAGACUUUGAGCAAUACGGAACCAACGGAGCAGGGAAGCAAAGUGGCAGCACCCAGUUAGCCAGGAAAAACCAAUGUGUGUCUGGUGUCACUGUGCAACUGGAAAUGAGGAGCCUUUGGGAGGAGUUCAACAGCCUUGGCACCGAGAUGAUUGUCACCAAGGCAGGACGGAGGAUGUUUCCCACCUUCCAGGUGAAGAUAUCAGGCAUGGACCCAUUGGCGGACUAUGUGCUUCUAAUGGAUUUUGUCCCUUUGGAUGACAAGAGAUAUCGGUAUGCAUUUCACAGUUCUGCUUGGCUGGUAGCUGGCAAGGCAGAUCCUGCUACACCCGGCCGGGUUCACUUCCAUCCUGACUCCCCUGCCAAAGGAGGCCAGUGGAUGAGGCAAAUUGUCUCUUUUGACAAGCUCAAGCUCACCAACAACUUGAUGGAUGACAACGGUCAUAUCAUUCUGAACUCCAUGCACAGAUAUCAGCCCCGUUUCCAUGUGGUGGUGGUGGACCCGCGUCCAGACAGUGAGCGCUAUGCCCAGGAGAAUUUCAAAUCUUUCAUCUUUACAGAGACGCAAUUUAUGGCAGUGACCGCCUAUCAGAACCAUCGGAUCACCCAGCUGAAAAUUGCUAGUAACCCUUUUGCUAAAGGUUUCCGGGAGUGUGAGCCAGAUGACUGGUAA